This is a messenger RNA of Manacus vitellinus (golden-collared manakin), 957 nucleotides long. RefSeq names its product coiled-coil domain containing 69 (gene CCDC69). Gene Ontology annotation, cellular component: nucleus; cytoplasm. The coding region runs from base 1 to 924 and encodes 307 amino acids. The record is from RefSeq and is a predicted model, not a curated record. Lineage: Eukaryota; Metazoa; Chordata; Aves; Passeriformes; Pipridae. The transcript has 9 exons. Gene Ontology annotation, molecular function: microtubule binding.
AUGCCAGACGCCCCCUUUGUCCCCCCCUGCUCCAGCCCCUUCUCUUUCUGCCAGAGACAGCUAAAAGCCCAGCAGCAGAGGGGAUCGACUUCCCAGGAGCUCACAGCUUUGAAGACAGAGAAUGCCAAUGCCUCCCUGCUUUCUGAGGAUGGGAAAAAGAAGGCAGUGCUGCCAGAGGAGUGGACAGAAAGUGCAAGAUUCCUCCAAGGCCAGGAGGAGGAGGAGCAGCUGCAAGAUGCUGGCUGGGCAGGCACCACAAGCAUCAUCCAGGACAUUCACAUCCAGGUGGAAAAGGCAAAAGAGCUGGAGCUGAAGGAACAGUUUGAUGCCCUGAGGAGAGAGCACACGGAGACCCUGCAAGAGCUCCAGAGAGCACAUGAGAAGGAGAAGCUGCUGCUGGCAGAGUCCCACCACAGGUCCCAGGCAGCCUUACAGGAGACAAUUCAAGCACUGAAUUCCCAGCUGAAAUCCUUCCAGGAGAAGAUGAAGCGGGUGGAAGAGUCACUCUUGAGCACAGACUACAAGAAGCACAUCCAGGAGUAUGGGAGCCCCAGCCCCUUCUGGGAGCAGGAGCUGGAGAGCCUGCACUUCGUCAUCGAGAUGAAGAACGAGCACAUCCAUGGCCUGGAUAAGAAGCUGCUGCACCUGGAGAACGUGGAAGAGAAGAACCUUCUGCUGGAGGAGAAGGUGAAAACUCUCCAGCAGGAGAACGAGGACCUGCAAGUUCGCACCCAGAACCACUUGGUCAUGGCAAGGCAGCUGUCUGAGGAGCUGCAGGCCGCCCGUGGGGCGCUGGAGAAGGAGGCACAGCUGCGGGAUCAAGCUCACCGUGAGAAGGAGGAGCUGCUGUACCGUGUGCUCAACGGGGGGGACGGCACCCCCUUCCCCCUGGCUGCCGGCGAGGUGCCCCUCAUCGCCACGUAGCACAGCACCCAUAGCACUGCGCGCUGCCAGGGG